UCGCGGAUCGCAGGCCGGCGGCGGGCGGCACGCGGGGCCCCGGCGGCGGCCAUGGCGUCGGUGCAGGCGUCUCGCCGCCAGUGGUGCUACCUGUGCGACCUGCCCAAGAUGCCGUGGGCCAUGGUGUGGGACUUCAGCGAGGCCGUGUGCCGCGGCUGCGUGAACUUCGAGGGCGCGGACCGCAUCGAGCUGCUCAUAGACGCCGCGCGCCAGCUCAAGCGCAGCCACGUGCUGCCCGAGGGCCGCUCGCCCGGGCCCCCGGCCCUCAAGCACCCCAGCUCCAAGGACUUGGCGGCGGCCGCCGCGCAGGGGCCCCCGCUGCCGCCCCCGCAGGCGCAGGCGCAGCCGUCGGGCACGGGCGCCGGCGGCGGGGGCGGGGCCGGCGGCGGCGGCGGCACCGGCGGGGGCUCGGGCCAGGACCGCUAUGACAGGGCCACCUCCUCGAGCCGCCUGCCCCUGCCCUCGCCGGCCCUGGAGUACACGCUGGGGUCGCGCCUGGCCAACGGGCUGGGCCGCGAGGAGGCCGUGGUGGAAGGGGCGCGGCGGGCCUUGCUCAGCUCCAUGCCCAGCCUGAUGCCGCCGGGGCUGCUGGCGGCCGCGGUGUCCGGCCUGGGAGGCCGAGGCCUGACGCUGGCCCCGGGCUUGAGCCCCGCGCGGCCGCUCUUCGGCUCGGAUUUCGAGAAGGAGAAGCAGCAGAGGAACGCGGACUGCUUGGCGGAACUGAACGAGGCGAUGCGGGGCCGGGCGGAGGAGUGGCACGGGCGCCCCAAAGCCGUGCGGGAGCAGCUCCUGGCGCUGUCCGCCUGCGCCCCCUUCAACGUCCGCUUUAAGAAAGAUCACGGGCUGGUGGGGCGGGUGUUCGCCUUCGACGCCACCGCCCGCCCCCCGGGCUACGAGUUCGAGCUGAAGCUGUUCACCGAGUACCCCUGCGGCUCCGGCAACGUGUACGCGGGGGUGCUGGCCGUGGCGCGCCAGAUGUUCCACGACGCGCUGCGGGAGCCGGGCAAGGCGCUGGCCUCCUCGGGCUUCAAGUACCUCGAAUACGAACGGCGGCACGGCUCCGGGGAGUGGCGCCAGCUGGGCGAGCUGCUCACGGACGGCGUCCGCAGCUUCCGCGAGCCGGCCCCGGCCGAGGCGCUGCCCCAGCAGUACCCCGAGCCGGCCCCCGCGGCGCUGUGCGGCCCGCCCCCGCGAGCGCCCUCCCGGAACCUGGCGCCCACGCCGCGCCGGCGCAAGGCGUCCCCCGAGCCCGAAGGCGAGGCGGCCGGGAAGAUGAGCACGGAGGAGCAGCAGCAGCGGCACUGGGUGGCCCCCGGCGGCCCCUACUCCGCCGAGGCCCCCGGCGUGCCCUCUCCCAUCGCUGCCUUGAAGAACGUGGCGGAGGCCCUCGGCCACUCACCCAAGGACCCUGGCGGCGGCGGGGGCCCGGUGCGGGCCGGAGGCGCCAGCCCCGCAGCUUCGUCCGCCGCUGCGCCCCCAGCCCAGCAUCGCCUGGUGGCCCGGAACGGGGAGGCCGAAGUCAGCCCCACAGCCGGGGCCGAAGCUGUCAGCGGGGGCGGCGGCAGCGGCGGCAGCGGGGCGACCCCCGGGGCCCCGCUGUGCUGCACCCUGUGCCGGGAGCGGCUGGAAGACACCCACUUCGUCCAGUGCCCCUCGGUGCCCGGACACAAGUUCUGCUUCCCCUGCUCGCGGGAGUUCAUCAAGGCGCAAGGCCCGGCGGGCGAGGUGUACUGCCCGAGUGGAGACAAGUGCCCGCUGGUGGGCUCCUCCGUGCCCUGGGCCUUCAUGCAGGGCGAGAUCGCCACCAUCCUUGCUGGAGACAUCAAGGUCAAGAAAGAACGGGACCCCUAGGCCGCCGCUGCCUCCAAGCGACUGUCCCCGCCCGCCCACCGCUGCUGCGGAUAACUUAUUCCCUCCCCCGCCCAGUCCGGGGCCACCCCACCUGUG
Molecule: messenger RNA, 1947 nt
Organism: Lepus europaeus (European hare)
Lineage: Eukaryota; Metazoa; Chordata; Mammalia; Lagomorpha; Leporidae
Gene: IRF2BP1
Product: interferon regulatory factor 2 binding protein 1
Biological process (GO): regulation of transcription by RNA polymerase II
Cellular component (GO): nucleus
Molecular function (GO): transcription corepressor activity
Source: RefSeq, a predicted model, not a curated record